This is a messenger RNA of Saccoglossus kowalevskii, 951 nucleotides long. RefSeq names its product putative methyltransferase DDB_G0268948. The record is from RefSeq and is a predicted model, not a curated record. Gene Ontology annotation, molecular function: S-adenosylmethionine-dependent methyltransferase activity. Lineage: Eukaryota; Metazoa; Hemichordata; Enteropneusta; Harrimaniidae.
AUGUCUUGCAAUGAAAGCUUGUUCACUGGUGAUGCUAUUGCUGAAGCUUACCAGAAAUUCAGACCAACGUAUCCAAAAGGAGUUGUUGAGCGAAUCAUAAGCUAUCUUGGUGACAAGAAGCCAGGUCCUUUUAAUCUGGCCGUUGACGUCGGAUGCGGCUCCGGGCAAAGUACUGCGGUUCUCGGAGACUAUUUUGAGCAAGUCAUUGGGUGUGACGUCAGUGAAUCUCAGAUACGAGAAGCUAUUGACAAAAACCUUUCACCAAACGUAGAAUAUAGAAAUGGAAGUGAUAGAAAUAUACCUGCAGCUGAUCAUACAGUGGAUCUUGUGACGUCAGCACAGGCAGCUCAUUGGUUCGAUCAAAAUCAAUUUUAUAAAGAAGUUGAUAGAGUUUUGACGUCGAAUGGAUGCCUUGCUGUAUAUGGAUACGGAUUCGCGCAGUUGCAAAGAAAUACAAAUGGAAAGCAACUGCAAAAUAUAUAUGACGAUUUUCUUUAUAAGACAUUAGAUGGCUUCUGGGGAGAUGAAAUAAAGCAAGUUGGGCAACGCUAUACAUGUUUUACAAUGCCGUAUGCAGAAUCUGAAAGAGAUGAUACAUUUUCAAUUGAAAUUGACUACAGUGUUGCAGAGUUUGUGGGGUUUCUAAGUUCUUUAUCAAUAUACCAUAAAUAUCUAAAGGUGAACCCCGACAAACAAUGUGUACUGGUGGAAUUAGAAAAAAAUGAAUCCGGACCUGCUCAGCGAUUUUCAUCAAUAGGAAGUCAACGGCAUGGAUCACUUUGUUUACCCGAAACCAAUCGUCUCUAUGUACACACGGUAGUGCGAGCUAGCAGUACCAUCAAGGCAAAUUGUCUGGGAAUGGUGUGGCUUGAUCCUGCUUUGGUCAUUUUGAGUUUUGAUGACGGAUCUUUACUAUUGAGAAUAGCUAAAUUAUCACGUCUAGGAGUUUGA